This is a messenger RNA of Astrephomene gubernaculifera, 2154 nucleotides long. Lineage: Eukaryota; Viridiplantae; Chlorophyta; Chlorophyceae; Chlamydomonadales; Astrephomenaceae. The record is from the annotation of a GenBank genome assembly.
CUUCACUGCGCACUUCGGGGGGCUGUGGUGCUUGUACCUAGGGUGUGUGUUAAAAUAACUGGCCGCGAGGCGAAACGUACUGGGAUGUCGGAAGAUGAAGUGUGAAGAUGAAAAGUGUGUGUGUGUGUGUGUGUGUGGAGGCGUGUGGGUAGAGGUGUGUAUGACGGGGGAGAACACCCGUGCAUGGCUGCGAGCAGGCAGACAGGGAUGUGUGAUGACUUGCAUGGGUGGAACAGGGGUCUGUUGGGCACAUUUUUCGUGCGACCCACCUGUUUAACUCCAGACUCAAGCCCUGGCCUGUAGCUGCCCGUAGGUCCCUUGUGCUCCUGUUUGCCUGCUGAGUGCCAGCAGCCCACCCGGACUGUACGCUAGGAAGGAUGGUAGUCAUGAACUCAUGCCCCCCGGAACCCUCCUCCUCCUCCUCCCAGCAGCCCCACCCCCAGCUCACCGCUCGAACCUCCUCCGCUGCUGCGUCCGCACCCCUUCCCGCCCCCGCUGCGGGUGUUCUGCUACGGCCUGGACGACGUGCGGUUGUACCGGGCGCUGCAGGCGGCGGGGGCGCUGGGGCGGGUGCUGGUGGCGGCAGGGGUGGAGCAGACGGACGCAGUGCUGGCAUGCCGCACCAAGAGAACCGGCCGGGCGCUGCUGCUGGGGGAGAUCUCCAACGCCGCCCGCAAGGCCGGCAAGCCGCUGUUGGAGCUGCCGGCGCUCUCCCCCGUGCGCCUCAUGGAGGCGGUGCGGCGACUGACCGGCUGGCCGCUGCCGCCGCACCUCACCGCGCCGCACCCCCGCCCCGUGACCUACCUGCCGCCCCUGGAGCGCGACCCGGAGGGCGAGUGGGCGCUGCGGUGCCUGGCGGGAGGCAUGUCCCUGCCCGACUACCUGCUUUCCCGCGCCGGUCCCCAGCCGCCCGCCGCCCUGCUGCGGCAGCUCGACCGAACAGACCUGCUCUUAUACGACACCACCUCCCUGCUGCCCCCGGCUGCUACCGCGCGGCCGCAUGCUGCUCCUGGGGCGGCGCCUCAGCUGCCGCAGCAGCAGCAGUGGCAGCAGCCGCCCUCGUCGUCGCUGCCCGUCAACCCUCAGGAGCGGGAGGCGGCCCGGCAGCGCCCGCUGAGCCGUCCGCACAUGAAGGGCAGCCGGGUGGCUCGCAAGCGGCUGCGGGAGGAGGUGCGGAGGCGGGAGGCGGAGGCGGCAGGGGAGGUGCCCUGGUGAGGGCGGCGGCGGGCGGCUGGCGGCAAGGCGGGGAAGGAAGUGAGGUGGAAAGAGUGGGAGGAGGAGAGUGAAGGGCUGCAGGCGGUGCAGCUGCAGAUCUGGUUGGGGAUGUUGGCGCAGCGUUCGGUAGUGAAGGCGGAAGACGGAGUCGCUGCUUGAGCCGAUUGCAGCCGCUUUUGGCGGCCUUCUGGAGCCUAGAAGGAGCAGCUCGUACAUGAGGGGACUAGGUCGAGGUUUGGACCAUGACUCGCUUUCUGUUACAGUUCAUCUCACGGAGGAGCCCAACAGCAUUGGAGAGGAGCCGUACUUGCAGCCUUUCCAGACCUGUCCGGGGUCCCAAGGAAGCCAGGAGGCGGGACGCUGCGCUGCUGGAGGCCCAGUCGCGGUGUCACCUACGCUCCAACACACCAACUACACGUCUGUCCGCUAACCCAAGCUGUCGUCAAGCUUUCCACUUCCUGUCAGAUGCAAAAGCUGUGGUUGGUUGCGGCGAAUGGAGAGGCAUGCGCCUACUCGGGAGAGUUAAGGAGUGGACUUGUUGACUCAAAUGUGGAGAGGUGCCGGUUGCAUGGUGCGGAAGCGAGGCCGACUCGUUGUCCUGAUGUCGACCCCUAGUGGCGCUCCUUGCGCUUCUGCGGGAGCACAGCGAGUGUGGGUUACGAGGGGGCAAUCUGACACUAUGAGAUGUGCGUAGUUGGGUCAGUGGUGUGGUUACAGGCAAGCUUGCAGGUGGUUUGGUGCAUCAUGGCAGCGAGGGCGGUACGGCAGUUGUCGGGACAUCGUGGAGGGGAGGGCGGAUGCGUAGUGAUGCAUGCAGCAGUUCAAUUGUACGAUAUGUAGCCCUUCCGGCGCACAGCACGCAACCGCCCGGCCGACCAGAUUCGUCGGGGACAUAGACACAUGCAUACCGAUUGCCACCCGAACCUGUGUUGUUAGGUG